Molecule: messenger RNA, 1531 nt
Organism: Diospyros lotus (date-plum)
Lineage: Eukaryota; Viridiplantae; Streptophyta; Magnoliopsida; Ericales; Ebenaceae
Product: protein PIN-LIKES 2-like
Exons: 2
Coding region: 93-1427 (444 amino acids)
Biological process (GO): endoplasmic reticulum to cytosol auxin transport
Cellular component (GO): membrane
Source: RefSeq, a predicted model, not a curated record
CGUGAAAUCUCCUUCUCAGGAAUCCUCUCCUCUGAUCUGUAACUGAAUAAAACAACACCCUUCUUUAGCUUCAAAGCUUUAUAAGGAAAAAGAUGUUUCGGUUCCUAGCCGAAAUUUAUAACAACAUUAAAUUGAGCAAUGAUGUGCUAAGCGCCGUGGUGCCCUUGUUGAAGCUUCUCACCCUCACAGUUGUAGGGCUAGUUCUUGCACACCCAAGAACCCAAAUCAUCCCCAAGGCGACUUUCAGGCUACUUAGCAAACUUGUUUUCACUCUCUUCUUGCCUUGCCUUAUCUUCACCCACUUGGGCAAUUCCAUCACGCUGAAAAAUGUCACACUCUGGUGGUUCAUCCCUGCAAAUGUGUUAGUAAGUACUCUUGUAGGAUGCAUUCUGGGGUUCUUGGUGGUAAUUAUAUGUCGGCCGCCUGCCGAAUUCACUAGGUUCACCAUCAUCAUGACUGCAUUUGGCAAUACUGGAAAUCUUCCUCUUUCUGUUGUUAGUUCUAUCUGUCACAGUGCCGGUAAUCCAUUUGGACCUCAUUGCCGUCAUAAAGGCGUGGCUUAUGUCACUUUCGCGCAUUGGGUUGCUGUAAUUCUGGUUUAUACCCUUGUUUAUCACAUGAUGGAACCACCUCUCAGGUACCAUGACAUUGUUGAGGAAGGAACUCAAAUUCAAAUUGGGGAAAAAAAUCAGGUCAAUAAUUUCGGUAAGCCCCUUCUCAAAGAAGCCGAACGGCCUGGGGUUGAGGAUGAAGCAACCGAACUUUCAAAGACCCCAUUUGUUGCCCGUAUUUUCAAUAGUGUGACAAGUGAAACGCACUCGUGUAGUCUUGACGCUGAUGUCGAACUGGAAGGGGUCGCGACCAGUCCCAAGUCAAUUAGUUACUUGGCCGAGCCUAGAGUAGCAGAACAGACUACUCUAAAGCACAUACUGCUGCCAGGAAUGAUUGCUUCUUUGUUAGCUAUCAUUGUCGGGAUGGCGCCUCAGAUCAAAUCUUUAUUCUUCGGGCAUGACGCCCCACUGUCUUUCAUAACGGACAGUCUAGAGAUCUUGGCCGGUGCCAUGGUUCCAUCCGUCAUGCUUGUUCUUGGAGGUAUGCUGGCUGAGGGGCCGAAUGAUUCUAAACUGGGUCUCCGAACAACAAUCGGUAUAACAGCGGCUAGGCUUUUCGUGCUUCCCCUGCUUGGAAUUGGAAUAGCGGCAUCGGCUGAUAAAUUGGAUAUUCUUGUUCAUGGCGAUCAAAUGUACAAGUUUGUGCUUUUGUUGCAGUACACAACACCAAGCGCCAUCUUAUUGGGAGCAAUUGCCAACUUGAGGGGUUACGCCAUUAGGGAGGCCUCAGCUCUUCUCUUUUGGCAGCAUUUGUGUGCAUUGUUCUCAUGCUCCUUGUACAUGGUGGUAUACUUUAAACUGUUAUCAUAUGCUUGAGGUUUUAUAUAUGGAGAGAUCGACGACUGUUUGAUUGUAGUAUUUUCAGUGUCUCGUUAUUUUUUAUGGUGCAUUUCUUCAUUGGAAUGGGCCGACGUACUUCC